AGAUCUAGCCUAAAGAAAAGGAGAGAAAAAACAUGGCGGUUGUUUUGUCUAGCAAUUUUCGUGCUCUCAUAACGAGCUGCACUUGCAGAAUUCCUGCUCAAGCUGAGCUCGUUGGGGUGUCCAGAUAUACUACAGCGAAUAAGAAUAAAGAUUCCUACGGAUCGCUGGUAUCAACAAGUUUACCAGAUGUAGAUUCAGAGAUUGAAAAGGUUUCACCGCACUCCAUGCGAGGGAAGGCCAUGAGAGCAAUGGAACAGAGAUUAAAAAGAUUCACACCACUACCAGCUCCCAGGGAGUCUAAGAUGUCUGAUGAUCAGGAAUGGGCUGGUGUUUACCCCACUGCUGCUAGUUUCAAAUGGUCUGCUGUACCCUUACCACUUAGAAUGGGCUACCCAGUCAGAAGGGGGAUUCCCCCUCAUAAGUUUGGAAAUCUUGAACUUAUCAAGAUUCCUAAUUUCCUGCAUCUUACUCCACCUGCCAUCAAGAAACACUGUACUGCUCUGAAAGAAUUGUGUUCUGAUUGGCCAGAAGGUCUUGAGACAGAUGCUGACUGUGAGAGACAUUUUCCUCUAGAAACGGUGGAAUCUGAUUACGUCUUUUCUGGGUCCUCUCUCAGGCAUCCAAAGUCACGUGAGGUCACGGUCAAGGUGAAGUUAAGUGAGUUACCCUUGGAUAAGCAUGCUAGAUGGAAGUUCAUUCAACUUGUAGGUGAUAGAUAUGACAAGGAGACAGAUAUAGUCACUAUAUCAGCAGACAGGUGUCCGCUGAAGAAGCAGAAUUACGAUUACUGCAUUUAUGUCAUGAGUGUACUUUUUCAUGAAGCAUGGAUCUUUGAGCCCUGGGAGUCUGAGAUUACCGAUGACGACAUGGAAGAGUAUGUGUGGGACAUUAGUCCUUCAAAGACGUCCAUCAUCAAUACAAUAGCCAGCAUGAAGAAUAAGGCUCCAAUCAGCGGAAACGUUGAUCCACAGCUGGAGAAGGACAUCUUGGAGAGCAAAGAGGUCCAGGAACUACGAGACUCCGUCGGCGAGAUCAGAAACUCCGGCGAAUCCUUAGAGAACCUAGAGAGAUACAAGGAAGCUGUUCUAGGCAUCGUCCAUAGCAAAGCUGAGCUAGCAAGCAGUUGACCAUCCCCUCUCCAUACUGAACUAUUAUGAGAAUAGUGUUAAAGCUUAGCUAUGAAGAAGUUGACUAAGCCCUUUACUGAGGAACUAUUUUGAGAAUAACAUUACUUCAUUCUGUCCAAGGAAGCUGCUCUUGGCAUCAUCCAUAGGAAAGCUGAGCUAGGAAGCAAGUUGAGCAUCCCCUUUUCUACUGAUGAACUAUCAUGUGAAUAACAUAGAAGCUGAGAUAGCAAGCAUUGACCAAGUGGACCAACACCUUACAUAUUGAUAAACUUGUUAAUCAACCCCCAACCAUAUGGAUGAACUAUUGUCAGAAUAUUACUUCAUUCUGUCAAAACAAGUUGUUCUUAGUAUUGUCUAUAGCAAAGCUGAGCUAGUAAGCAGUGGACGUACCCCUUUCCAUAUUGAUGAACUAUUUUGAGAAUAACAUUACCUCAUUCUGCCCAAAGAAGCCCUUCUCAAUGCAGUUGUUAAAUUGGGGCCCCUUAUUGAGUUUGGAAACUGGUCUUAGAACGUUCCCCAGGGAGGGGGGAAAGUGCAUUCCUUUUUAUGCACAAGCAAGGAUCCAAAGACAGGUAAUAUCUGUGAAGCACUUUUUAGAGAUGCCAUUUAUGAUACAUGUAUUAAGCACUAUCCAACAUUUAUAUAGUGCU
Lytechinus variegatus (green sea urchin) is the source of this 1777-nucleotide messenger RNA. It is a transcript of the gene mrps35, whose product is annotated as 28S ribosomal protein S35, mitochondrial-like. Bases 33 to 1127 code for a protein of 364 amino acids. Gene Ontology annotation, biological process: mitochondrial translation. Gene Ontology annotation, molecular function: structural constituent of ribosome. The transcript has 9 exons. The record is from RefSeq and is a predicted model, not a curated record. Gene Ontology annotation, cellular component: mitochondrial small ribosomal subunit. Lineage: Eukaryota; Metazoa; Echinodermata; Echinoidea; Temnopleuroida; Toxopneustidae.